UUCUUAUCUCUGACUCGUUACUUUAUGUGUAGACGUUACUGACUCUACACGUAUUUUUCAUGUACAUUCCUUUCUAACCGAUUUGCCACGUAUUCAAUAACUCAUAUUUACUUUAAACUAAAGAAUAAUUUCAAAAAUGGCUCCAAAACAACGGAUGAGAAUUGCUAAUGAAAAAGCUAGCAAAAACAUCACUCAACGGGGAAAUGUACCUAAAUCAACUAAAAAUGAAAAAAAUAAGAUACCAGUUAGUCCAUGGUUAUUAGCACUGUUUUUGUUUGUUGUUUGUGGAUCUGUGAUAUUUCAACUUAUUCAAAGUAUAAGAAGUGCAUAAUUUAAAAAAAUGAAGAAAUUGAAUUCAUAACUUUACCAAAACAUAUGCAUCUCAAUAUUUUCCUUUUAUUCAAUGUUCUUUAUUUCCUCAAAGAUUUAUACUCAUUUAUGAUUGUAAAAAUUUAAACUUCAUGUAUUGUAUUAAUUGAAUUAUACCAUAUUAUACAACCAGUUCUAUUCCUUA
Messenger RNA from Daktulosphaira vitifoliae (grape phylloxera), 514 nucleotides. RefSeq names its product stress-associated endoplasmic reticulum protein 2. Gene Ontology annotation, biological process: endoplasmic reticulum unfolded protein response. The transcript has 3 exons. NCBI's taxonomy places the organism in Eukaryota, Metazoa, Arthropoda, Insecta, Hemiptera, Phylloxeridae. The record is from RefSeq and is a predicted model, not a curated record. Bases 137 to 331 code for a protein of 64 amino acids. Gene Ontology annotation, cellular component: endoplasmic reticulum.